Molecule: messenger RNA, 2043 nt
Organism: Ananas comosus (pineapple)
Lineage: Eukaryota; Viridiplantae; Streptophyta; Magnoliopsida; Poales; Bromeliaceae
Exons: 2
Coding region: 1-2043 (680 amino acids)
Molecular function (GO): zinc ion binding; nucleic acid binding
Source: RefSeq, a predicted model, not a curated record
AUGGAGGGAGGCCCUCCUCCCGACCCUCCACCUUUGAAGGAAUCCUCGUCUCCGUCGCAUGCUCAGAAGGAUUCCGAAUUGAUGCCCCAAUCUCGUUCGUGGGCACAAGUUACUUCAGGUGUGGGAAAGAACAUUGCUCAUAUAAAUGCUAACUUUAUUACUGCUGAUCAACUUUCUAGAAUUAAGGCUGCAACUACAGAUCGUGUAGUUAUUGAUCCAAUAGAGCUCCAGGAGAGUAUAAAUGAAUGGCAGUUCUCAUUAAUUGGUAAGUUUCUUACCAGACCUCCACCUUUACAUAUUAUUAAGAAUGUCCUAAGCACUAUUUGGCCUACUGAUGGGAACCUUGACAUUAUUGACCUGCCAUCGGGUUUCUUCUUGUUCAAGUUCUCAAGCGAGCAAGCUAUGCUAUCAAUCCUGUCAGCUAGCCCAUGGACAGUGAGGGGUCUACCCCUUAAUCUCAUGCGAUGGAGGCCAAAUUUUAACCCAAUGGAGGAGAUGAUCUCUACUGCUCUAGUAUGGGUCCACUUCCACAAUUUACCCAUUGAGUACUGGAAGCAGCCUAUUUUCUUGCAAAUUGCUAGUCGGGUUGGUAGGCCACUCAAGUUAGAUGAUACGACGCUUACUAGGGCCCGGGGACAGUUCGCCCGAGUUUGCAUUAAGAUUGAUCUCUCAAAACCACUAUGUCAAGGAUUAUGGGUGGGUCCUCUUGAGAGGGAAGCUUAUGUGCUUAUUUCUUAUGAGAAUCUCCCUGUUGUCUGCUUUUGCUGUGGGCAUGUGGGUCACCGACCCACGGAUUGUCCCACAAAAAAGUUGAUGAUAGUGAAGGAUCCAAUUAGAAUGAGUAAUAGUUUAAGUGAAGGAGAGCCUGGUGAGGAGAAUUCAAGGCAACAGGACAAUGAGGAUGAUACAUUUCUAUUUGGCCCCUGGAUUCGGGUGAGACGUCGCUCUGGGCGUCGUGGACGUAGCCGUCGUCGUUCAAGAUCACAGCAGCCUAAGACAAUAAGCCCGACUCCGACCGCCGACAGAGGUGUGCGUGAUAACCCGGUUCAAGAAACUCGGGGGUUUAUCGUGGGCCGGGGCGAACCGGCCACAAAAGACCGUUCUGACCACUCACGUGAUAUGGCUCUCAACGGGAAAAAUCACAUUAAUGAGCGUGUCAGAUUUAACCCAUUAAUAUCCUCCAUGAUUACUCCUGCCCAUAGAGGGGAUGCUGCUACUUUAAAUGUUGACCAAGGGGAGACCAAUGUGAACAGGCCAACUAGCAUGAAGUUAGCAAUGGGCCCAAUGGGUUCUGACAGAUGGAAGAAAAGUGGCUUAAAUAAUUCAAAUGCACGUGAUGGACUUAUGACCACAGAGGUAUCCGNCAAUGUGAACAGGCCAACUAGCAUGAAGUUAGCAAUGGGCCCAAUGGGUUCUGACAGAUGGAAGAAAAGUGGCUUAAAUAAUUCAAAUGCACGUGAUGGAGUAUUAGCUUGGACAAGUGGGACCCAAAAGAUAGUGCAUGGGGGCCCAAGUGAGUUGGUGGAUCAAAUUAAGUCUGUGAAUUAUGGUGUUCUUGAAUCAAAUGACGAUCAGAUCGCAGCACGUGGCGAGGCUAUGUCCGUUGAUCGGCAUCCUCAUAAUGGGGAUCAAUGUAUGGAAGAAGGUAACCAUGGCGGGCUCUUGCAGCCAGCUAGCUUUUUUCCCUCUUCUUCUGACCCCAAGCGCCUAGACACCUCUGCCGGCGAGGGGUCAUCUAGACCUCCCUCCCCAACGGAGAUGCUAGCUAAGAAGGUCUCUAUGGCCCUUGACGCCCUUCCUCCUCUUGCUCAUCGGCAGCCCCUUCGAUCAAGUUUAGCUCGAAAACUGGCUAGGCUUGGCUCUAAAAAGGGUAUUAUGGAGGAGCUCGAUGUGGGGGAUCUUGCCCAAAAGUCGCCGGAGCUGCUAAAGGCCAAACUGAAAAGUGCAUCUCGACGAUCGACAAAACGACAACCCCAAAAGAAGGACUUCGAAGCGGCCUCAAUGGCUGAUGAGCUAGAUCUGGAAUCUUCUGUUUCCUUAUGA